ACACGCGUACAUAUUCAAAGCAUAAAACAAGUUUCGACAGCAAUAUAGUACUGGUCCCCAUGGCCAUUUUGUAAUAGGUAUAAUUCAAGCUCUGUAAUUGCCUUUGGACUUCCCAUCUCGGAGCUAUGGAAGCUGAAAAAAUGAUCUUUGGGAGCUCUCUCCCAGUUCCCUGUGUUCAGGAGCUGGCAAAGGAAAGGCCAAACGCAGUGCCACCGCGCUAUCUACAGCCCGAUCAAGACCCUUCCUUCAUAUCCAACUCCACAUCUUUUCCACAACUCCCAGUCAUCGACAUGCAACUCCUAUUUUUCCCAGAUUUUAUGGACUCUGAGUCGCAGAAAUUGCACUUCGCAAGCAAAGAAUGGGGUUUCUUCCAGUUGAUAAAUCAUGGGGUGAGCAGUUCCCUGUUGGAGAAGGUGAAAUCUGGCAUUCAAGAACUAUUUAAUAUGGAUAUUGAAGAGAAAAAGAAGUAUUGGUAAGGUGAAGGAGAA
Messenger RNA from Juglans microcarpa x Juglans regia, 488 nucleotides. Its product is annotated as protein SRG1-like. The transcript has 2 exons. The coding region runs from base 126 to 476 and encodes 116 amino acids. Lineage: Eukaryota; Viridiplantae; Streptophyta; Magnoliopsida; Fagales; Juglandaceae. The record is from RefSeq and is a predicted model, not a curated record.